AUGAUCAGUCAGCGUUCCAUCAUCUCAACAAUCACCGCCAAGCGCACCUGGAAUGCGCUCGGUGGAAUUCAUCCCAGACUCUCCCGGUCUACCCUCAGCUUGGUGGUCUCUAACGGCCGCCGCCCUACGCCACUUGAAAGACGCCAAUUCCACACCCGCCCUUCAGUCCAGGCGCCAGCGGGGGUUUCUCCAACCUCCGUGGCCGAGAAGCUCUCCCUCGCAGGAAAGGUCACUGUCAUUACUGGAGGCGCCAGGGGCAUCGGUCUCACCUUAGCCGAGACCGUAGCCGGACUGGGAAGCGAUGUGGUGAUUCUUGACGUGCUUCAACCUGAACGUGAGCUGUCCGAGCUUGAGAAAACAUAUGGAAAACGAAUCAGGUAUUAUCGUAUGGACGUUACAUCGAAGCCCGGCAUGGACGCAGCGUUUGCAAGCGCGAUCAAUGACUUUGGGCGUAUCGACAAUUGUAUCACAUCAGCUGGAAUUGCCCUCGACAAGCCGUUCUUCGAACACACGUGGGAGGAAUCACGUCGUCUGCUAGAUAUCAAUGUACUCGGAUCGUUCUUCAGCGCCCAGCUAGCCGCCCAGCAAAUGGUAAAACAGGGCAACGGCGGAUCAGUUGUACUCAUCGCCUCCAUCGCCGCUCAUUGUGCAAUUCCGGCGCAGUGUGUCUCGCUCUACGGUGCGUCCAAAGCAGCGAUAAAACUACUCGGUAAGACACUGGCCGUGGAAUUGGCUCCGCAUAACAUCCGCGUCAACACUCUCUCGCCCGGUUUCACGGCAACGUCCAUGUCCCGCCAGUUUACCGAGAUUCAGCACGUUUUUCAAACCACACCUCCCUUGAAACGUAUCGGAACACCAGAGGACUUGGCGCUUGCUGUUGCGUAUUUCUUGAGUGAUGGGGCUUCCUAUACAACUGGUGCCGAGCUUGCGGUUACUGGCGGGUUGCAUAAUGGGAGGAUUGAAGUGUAG
Aspergillus calidoustus is the source of this 969-nucleotide messenger RNA. Lineage: Eukaryota; Fungi; Ascomycota; Eurotiomycetes; Eurotiales; Aspergillaceae. The record is from the annotation of a GenBank genome assembly.